This is a messenger RNA of Paramecium sonneborni, 657 nucleotides long. Lineage: Eukaryota; Ciliophora; Oligohymenophorea; Peniculida; Parameciidae. The record is from the annotation of a GenBank genome assembly.
AUUUAAGUUCAAGUGGUGUUGAUAUAUAUACAGCUAUUGCAGGUGCCGCUGGUGCACUUUAUGGUCCUAAACAUGGUGGUGCUAAUGAAGCUGUAUUAAGAAUGUUAGAAGAAAUUGGAGAUCUUAAAAAUAUUCCAUAAUUUAUUAAAGAUGUUAAAGAUAGAAAAAAAUUAUUAAUGGGUUUUGGACAUAGAGUUUAUAAAAAUUAUGAUCCAAGAGCUAAAAUUGUUAAAUAAAUUGCUUAUUAAGUCUUUGAAAUUACUGGAAAAGAACCAUUAAUUGAAAUUGCUAUUGAAUUAGAAAAAAUUGCAUUAUCAGAUCCCUAUUUUAUUUAAAGAAAAUUAUAUCCAAAUGUUGAUUUCUAUAGUGGAGUUAUCUAUAGAGCUUUAGGAUUCCCAACUGAUAUGUUCCCUGUUUUAUUCACUAUUCCAAGAGUUGCUGGAUGGUUAGCACACUGGAAAGAAUAUUUAAAUGAUAAAGAAAAUAAUAUUGUUAGACCUAGAUAAAAUUAUAUAGGACCUGAAAAAAGAAAUUAUCUCCCUGUCGAAUAGAGAAAAGAAGUAUUUUAUUUAAUAUUUAUUUUAUUAGUUUCCUAUUUAUUUAGAAUCUAAUAAAAGUAGUAGAUAAAAAAGAAGAGAAACAGCUACAAUAUCUUGA